AUGUCCGAUUGGAACGUCGACCCAGACAACAAACGGAAACUUCUUGCCCUCCAAAAGCUCGGCGCAAACAAAAAAUGUUUUGACUGUGCUGCCCCAAACCCUCAAUGGGCCUCUCCUAAGUUCGGUAUCUUUAUCUGUCUUGAAUGUGCCGGUAUUCACAGAGGUUUGGGUGUCCAUAUCUCAUUUGUUCGUUCUAUCACCAUGGAUCAAUUCAAGAAGGAUGAGCUUGUGAGAAUGGAGAAGGGAGGAAAUGAAAGAUUGGCUAAAUAUUUCGAAGAAAAUGGUAUUGACCCAGCAGGCACUGAUUUACCAAAAAAAUAUGACAAUGAGGCAGCAGAGGACUACAAAGACAUGUUGACUGCGGAUGUUGAAGGCAAGCCAUUUGUAAAACGUGAGCGCGAAGCCACGCCAGCAGUAAGUGGCACUAGUUCUCCGGCACCUGGGAACUCGCCUGGCACUUCUGCCAUUUCUUCUCGUCGUGGAACCCCGGGGCCAUCUGCACAAAAAGUGAAGAACGAAGCAUAUUUCGCUGAUUUAGGUGCCCGUAAUGAUCAAAGACCAGACCAUCUCCCUCCAUCGCAAGGCGGCAAGUAUGGAGGAUUUGGUAACACACCAGCUCCAAAUCCUCAAGGCCAAUCAUCGCUCGCUGGCCUCUCAAUAGAUAAUUUCCAACGUGAUCCUUUGGGUACUUUUAGUAAAGGGUGGGGUUUGUUCGCAUCAAGUGUCUCCAAAUCUAUCAAUGAAGUUAACGAAAGUGUGAUCAAACCAAAUAUUCAAAAUUUGCAGGAACGUGAUCUUGCCAAUGAUGCCAAGAAGGCAAUGACUCAGUUUGGCUCGAAAAUUCAAACAGGUGGCUUUACUGGGGGGGCUCAAGGACAGUCCUCGCAGUAUGGUAGAUUGUUUGAUGGCGUUAAUGAAGAAAAAUUUGGGUUCCAAGAUGAAGUUGAACCGGCCUUUGGUAUGAGUAAGCCAAAACAAAAAAGUAAUUUGCAAGGCUUGCGUGGAGGCUCAGAAAAGAAAACCUGGAAUGAAGAUAAAUGGGAUGAUUUUUAG
Saccharomycopsis crataegensis is the source of this 1053-nucleotide messenger RNA. It is a transcript of the gene GCS1, whose product is annotated as GTPase-activating protein GCS1. Bases 1 to 1053 code for a protein of 350 amino acids. Gene Ontology annotation, biological process: regulation of ARF protein signal transduction; regulation of endocytosis. Gene Ontology annotation, cellular component: Golgi membrane. Lineage: Eukaryota; Fungi; Ascomycota; Saccharomycetes; Ascoideales; Saccharomycopsidaceae. The record is from RefSeq and is a predicted model, not a curated record. Gene Ontology annotation, molecular function: GTPase activator activity. The transcript has a single exon.